Scaptodrosophila lebanonensis is the source of this 836-nucleotide messenger RNA. RefSeq names its product casein kinase II subunit beta' (gene CkIIbeta2). The record is from RefSeq and is a predicted model, not a curated record. The coding region runs from base 89 to 733 and encodes 214 amino acids. Gene Ontology annotation, cellular component: cytoplasm; protein kinase CK2 complex. Gene Ontology annotation, molecular function: protein kinase regulator activity. The transcript is spliced from 2 exons. NCBI's taxonomy places the organism in Eukaryota, Metazoa, Arthropoda, Insecta, Diptera, Drosophilidae.
UCGUAGCAGAUAAACUAAAAAACAAACAAAAUUGUAGCUUUUAUCUCUUAGAUAGAUAUUUUUUCCGCUUCAUAAACUGUUGCAUACAAUGACCGACUCUGAGGAGACCGCUUGGAUACAGUGGUUUUGCAAGCAGCGGGGCAACGAGUUCUUUUGCGAAAUCGACGAGGACUACAUACAUGACAAAUUCAAUUUAAAUUUCCUGGACUCGAAUGUAAGCAACUACCGACGAGCGCUCGAGGUCAUCCUUGAUCUCGACAACGAGCCGGAGUCGGAUGCGCCCGCAGAGGCGGAAGUAGAACAGAGUGCUGAGAAGCUUUACGGCCUGAUACAUGCGCGCUUCAUAUUAACCAAUCGUGGCAUCGAACUCAUGCUGGAGAAAUACCAAAAGGGUGCGUUUGGCACGUGUCCCCGGGUAUUUUGCCAGCGUCAGCCAGUGCUCCCCAUUGGGUUGAGCGACACGCCCGGCGAAGAUAUGGUACGCAUCUAUUGCCCCAAAUGUAAUGACAUCUAUGUGCCCAAGGCGGCAAGACAUUCGACUAUCGAUGGCGCCUAUUUUGGGACUGGGUUUCCGCACAUGCUGUUCAUGGUGAAUCCUGAGGUGCGCCCCAAGCGCGCCAAGCAAAAGUUUGUGCCCAGGCUCUACGGUUUCAAGAUUCAUCAAUUGGCCUAUCGCUCACCGGGUGAUUUUGCCGCCUACCUCAAGGAACAGGCACACGAAGAGAGCAACUGAUGUAUAAUCCCCACUUUGGACCUCGUUUUAGUAAAAUUUUGAAGUAUGAUUGUUCACUGCAACCAAAAUAUAAUUAAAAAGCGAAUGCGCUGCUAAACAAAAA